This is a messenger RNA of Telopea speciosissima, 838 nucleotides long. Its product is annotated as cysteine-rich repeat secretory protein 38-like. Bases 24 to 752 code for a protein of 242 amino acids. The record is from RefSeq and is a predicted model, not a curated record. NCBI's taxonomy places the organism in Eukaryota, Viridiplantae, Streptophyta, Magnoliopsida, Proteales, Proteaceae. The transcript has a single exon.
CUAUCCAUCAUCUAUAGUCCAAAAUGUAUCUUCUAAGGUUAUCUCCUCUCCAUCUCCUAUCCUUCUUUGCUCUUCUUCUCCAAGCUGUUCUUGGAGCUGACCCUCUCUAUCAUUUCUGCUCAAAUUCUAAGAACUACACUUCCAAAAGCACCUAUGAAACCAACUUGAACAAGGUGAUGAAAUCUCUCAUCAAUACUGUUCCUUCCAAAGGCUUUGGAGUUGCCUCAGCUGGCAAAGAUCCUGAUGAGGUAUAUGGGCUUGGUCUAUGUAGAGGUGAUGUCUCAAGCACUGAUUGUAAGAGUUGUCUUACCGACGCAGACCCCGAGCUUCGCAGUCGCUGCCCUAAUGACAAAGAAGCUAUCAUUUGGUAUGAUUAUUGUGAAUUGAAAUACUCUUAUGAUGAUUUCUUUGGUAAGAUUGAUACCAAGUAUAUAUUCUAUAUGUGGAAUACACAGAAUGUAAGUGAUCCUGCAACAUUCAAUUACAAAGUUAAGGAAUUGCUUAACCAGGUAGCAACUGAAGCUUAUCAAAGUAAAAAGUUUUAUGCUACUGGAGAGUUAGUGAUUGAUAGUUCAGAGAAACUCUAUGGUUUGGCUCAGUGCACAAGGGAUCUCUCUAGUGCUUACUGCAAGGAGUGCUUGGAUAAUGCAAUAAGUGACCUUCCUAAUUGUUGUGAUGGUAAAAGAGGAGGAAGAGUUGUUGGUGGUAGUUGCAAUAUAAGAUAUGAGCUUUACUCCUUUGUAAAUUCUUAGAACAAGAAGAUUGAUCAUGAUUAGGGUUUAGGGUUCAUCCAUACACAGUUUACUACUAAAUAAAGUGUUAUAGGAUUGGGAACCCG